UAACCGGAAACGGAUGUCAAAUUUCUUUUCACUUUUAAAUCUUCCGGAAUCAAAAUGUCUAAAAGAGGACGUGGUGGAUCUGCUGGAGGUAAAUUCAGGAUCUCAUUGGGUUUACCCGUGGGCGCAGUAAUCAACUGCGCAGAUAAUACAGGUGGUAAGAAUCUAUAUGUUAUUGCUGUUCAUGGAAUUAGAGGCAGGUUGAAUCGUUUACCAUCUGCUGGUGCGGGAGAUAUGUUUGUUGCUACAGUCAAAAAGGGUAAACCAGAAUUAAGAAAAAAGGUAAUGCCCGCUGUUGUUAUUCGGCAAAGGAAACCAUUUAGAAGGCGUGAUGGUGUUUUUAUAUACUUUGAAGAUAAUGCCGGUGUAAUAGUGAACAACAAAGGCGAAAUGAAAGGUUCUGCCAUAACUGGUCCAGUAGCUAAAGAAUGUGCGGAUUUAUGGCCUCGUAUUGCAUCAAAUGCAAGUUCUAUAGCUUAAAUAAAAGUAUAAAGAUAUUUAAAACCGUAAAA
This is a messenger RNA of Condylostylus longicornis, 509 nucleotides long. It is a transcript of the gene RpL23, whose product is annotated as 60S ribosomal protein L23. The record is from RefSeq and is a predicted model, not a curated record. Bases 55 to 477 code for a protein of 140 amino acids. Lineage: Eukaryota; Metazoa; Arthropoda; Insecta; Diptera; Dolichopodidae. Gene Ontology annotation, cellular component: ribosome; cytosolic large ribosomal subunit. The transcript has 4 exons. Gene Ontology annotation, molecular function: structural constituent of ribosome; large ribosomal subunit rRNA binding. Gene Ontology annotation, biological process: translation.